UCGAUUUGGGUGGCAUUUUGACUCUGUCAUUUUGAGUUUUCAUGAGCAUUUGCCACUUUACAGUAGGUCCAGAUGGUCCAGGCUGACAUUCAUUUGGGUCGACACCGCUGGCAUUUGACUGAUCAUAAUAAUGUCAACAUUUCCAAUUCUCCAACACUUCGGUCAGGCAAGGCCGACCGCGCCGCGCCCAGCGAAUAAAGACAGUAUACGAGUUCUGUUACAUGAACAGCCAAAGUUAUCAAUAUAGCACACAUAAAUAGCCUGGCGCUCACCGUAGCGGAACAAAACGAGUCGAGAAAAGCUACAAUCAUUUCGUGUAGUAGGUUGCUCGCGUGUAAUAGUUUCGUGAACUCGAGAUUCCGUGAGAUAGGAAAGUCGCGUUGGAGAAUUCAUCGACUGAGUUUUUGCUUCGUUUUUUUCCGAGCUGGAAGUUCAAAGAAACUGCCGAGCGCCUUGUACACUACCCCAAGUCGUUACGUACACUCCCUCCCGGAGCGACGGGUUUCCAACUCGUUGGCUUGCGAUGGAAGAAUCUACGCGCAGCUACAGAGAAGGAGGAGCAGGCUGGGUGGUGGUCUGCGCAGCCUUCCUGUCCCAGUUCAUCCUCUACGGUAACCUGAAAGCCGGUGGAGUCCUCAUCACCAAGAAGAGCGAGGACUUUGGGACGAGCCUGUGGACCAUUGGGCUGAUCGAUGCGCUCAAUAGCGCGAUGCAGUGUGCUUUGUCUCCUGUACCAGUGGCCAUUUCGAACCAAAUUGGCGUGCGGCCGGUGGUCGUUGUUGGCGGCCUGCUCACCUGUCUAGGAUUUCUCUUGGCGUCCCAGAGUGGAAGUGUGCUCGUGUUGGCUGUGGCCAUGGUGGUUGUCGCAGGUACUGGGGCAGCAUGCGUCAAGGACACCACGUUCUCGCAGAUGGCUUUGCACUUUCACAAGCGGUACGCCCUGGCCAGCUUUGUGGCAAAGUGCGGGGCACCCUUCGGCAUGAUGGUCUACGGGCCCACCACGCAGCUCCUGAUGGACGUGUACGGCUGGCGGGGAACCAUGAUGAUCCUGGCCGCCUUCAACCUCCACCUCACGGCCUGCGGCUUCCUGGUCGGCUGGCCCGUGGCGGAGCCCCCUGGCGGGUUCCACUACCGGCGCGUCACGACCGGCGUCCAGCCCCCCAGCCUGGACGAUUUCGAACGGGGGAGCAAGGACAGCGACCUUUGCUGCAGCCAGGUGGUCUCGACCCUGGGACUGGGGGUCUUCAAGGACAUUCGUUUCCUGUUCCUGACGGCCAUCAAGCUGUUCAGCGGGUACGGCUUUAGCGGAAUUGUCAUCUACAUGGUCCCGAACGCGCUGUUGUUGGGGUUGAACGAGCAGCAGGCGGCCUUGAACACCACGGCCUGGGGCGUGGGCAACUUCCUGGGGCUGUAUCUGACAGCCCUGGUGAUGCACUACCGCGUCGUCUCGGUCUGGGCUGUGAUGGGGACUGGGGCAAGUCUAGCUAUCGUGUGCUACGCCUUGGAUCCGUUCCUAUCGUCGUUCCUAGGCCAACUGGCCGUCACGGCACUGAUAGGGGCCUGCAUGGAGAGUCUGUUCCUAGUCCCCUUGAUCAUGACCCGGUACCUGACUGCUGACGACCAAGUGGUGUUCCUCUACAGCUGGCAGAACUUCAUCACGGGCCUGUCUUAUCCAGUGGCGGGGCUUGUCUCAGGCUUGCUGUACGACGCAACAAGGAACUUUCAAGCAACAUUUUUCACGUUCAGUGGAUCAAUGGUGCUGACGAGCUUCUGUAUACUUUCCUUCUUCCUCUACACUAAGAAUUCGAAGGAUGCACUUUAGCCACGGAGAAUAUUUCCUAGCAGCUGGUGGAGUUUAAUUUUCCGAAAUGGGAAUUUGGGGCUUGCGGCUUGUCGAUGAACUUCCAUAUGUCACUGUCAGUUGUCUGUCUUGCUAUCAACAAAUCAAAACUUGCAACUGACAAUCUCUUACCUAAUAUUCACAUUCCUAUUUCAUGAAAAUUGGUACAAAUGUAGAAUUAAUGUAUAGGAGAUUCGAAAUCAGGGCACCAGGUAGUGGACAUGAAUAAUUGUACGCACGUCUGAUAACGAUAAGGAUUUAAAACGUGAGCGCGCCCCCAGGCGCGGGAAAAUACUACUUCGCUCGACGCCCAGCGCCCGAAACGGGCACUGGGAAGGGCUUGCACGAAUUUAGUGAAGGAAAUACGUCACACAGGGUCACAGCUAACGAUGUACAGGCAUUGUGGGAAAAUUUCCACCAUGCGCACGCGCGACCUCGCUCAAUGACACGAGCAGUGGUUGUCAAUUUUAAUGAUUUUUUCUUUUUUCUUCCUCAAUGCUGAAAAAUCUUCUCACUACACUCUUUCAUCCAAAAUUGAUCAAGAUAACUUAUGAUUUAAGAUAUAUCGCCCAAAGACACGUGAUCAAUUAUACUUAUUGAGAAGAUAAAUUACAACACUGUGACUGUACCAAGGCCAUGUUUUUAUCAUAUAGCCGGCACUUUGCCCAUCCCAAAGCAAUGCCAUCGGCGAAACAAAAAUUUGAAAUAACGCUUCGCUAACAGGAAGUGAUAACCUCGUGAUCGCAGGUCGUGCACAAUGUAGCCAAUCACAGUGCAUAGCCAUCAGCCCCUCCCAGCUGGGCGACAAGUGAAAUAAAUAUAUUACAUGUGCAAUCUGUGCUCGUGCACAAGCACAUUGAGGGCGCGCUUUGUUUCAGAACGCUGAUCUGCCCCAAUAAUGUAUUAAAGAUUUUGAGUUCGCUUCAUCAAGUAGGAAUCGAAAGGGUCCGUGAACUUCCGCUACUUCCGCGGAGAUUAAUUUGAAGGGACUGUUCGACCACGGAAAUUUUCAAGCGCUUGGGUUCAAUGGCCGCGCCUCGCAGCGGUCCAUCCGGCUGAGAGACCAGCCCGUCUGUUAGCGCCUAUAAUCACAGACUUCCAGAUAUUUACUCGGUAAAUUACCAGUCCUUGCCCGGGGAAAUUUCUCUAGAGAUAUGGUGGUAUGAUUUCGGAGAUGAUUGUUGAUGGGCUUUUCAGCUUUUAAGCUGUGGAGCAAUGCUGUUGUGUAGGCCUACUUCGUAUUCCACAGAAAAUGAUUUGCCUUGUCAUUAUUGAUUAAAAUCAAUAUGAAAGCUGUUGAAAAGUACCUUUUCACUCCAGUUGAUGGUGAAUAAAUGGACAUUUC
Messenger RNA from Acanthaster planci (crown-of-thorns starfish), 3185 nucleotides. RefSeq names its product monocarboxylate transporter 11-like. The record is from RefSeq and is a predicted model, not a curated record. NCBI's taxonomy places the organism in Eukaryota, Metazoa, Echinodermata, Asteroidea, Valvatida, Acanthasteridae.